Messenger RNA from Trematosphaeria pertusa, 1527 nucleotides. Its product is annotated as PLP-dependent transferase. Bases 1 to 1374 code for a protein of 457 amino acids. The transcript has 4 exons. The record is from RefSeq and is a predicted model, not a curated record. Lineage: Eukaryota; Fungi; Ascomycota; Dothideomycetes; Pleosporales; Trematosphaeriaceae.
AUGGCUACGUCAACGAAAGACGUGUUGGAUGUGAGGACGAAGAAGGGAGUCAAGUUUGGGAAGGAAUUGAGGAAGGAGUUUUUGUUCGAUGAGAACUUUCUGAAUCUUAAUCAUGGCUCAUUCGGCACCUACCCCCGCGCGCUGCUACCCAUCUUCCGCUCCUUCCAAGACCAAGCCGAGGCCCGCCCCGACCACUUCAUCCGCUAUGUGUACCCCAAGCUCCUCGAUGAAUCCCGAGAAGCAAUCUCAAAGGUCCUCAACGCCCCCACUGAAACCCUGGUUUUCGUCCCCAACGCCACCACCGGAGUCAACACCGUCCUGCGCAACCUGACCUUCCAACCUGGCGAGCACAUCCUCUACUUCGCCACUAUUUACGGGGCGUGCGAGAAAACGGUGACGUAUAUAACCGAGACCACUCCCGCUGAGGCUAUCAAGAUCGAGUACACGUAUCCCGUGGAAGACGAUUGGCUGAUCGAUGAGUUCAACGCGAAAGUCAAGGAGGUAGAAGCGCAGGGUGGUAAAGUGAAGAUCGCGAUCUUUGAAACCGUGGUCAGUAUGCCGGGCGUGCGGAUGCCGUUCGAGAGGCUGGUGCAGGCUUGUAGGGAGAAGGACGUGCUGAGUUGUGUGGACGCGGCGCAUGGGGUGGGACAUGUGGAGAUAGAUCUGCAGAAGCUGGAUCCGGAUUUCUUGGUAAGCAACUGCCACAAAUGGCUACACGUCCCCCGAGGCUGCGCCAUCUUCCAUGUCCCAUUCCGCAACCAGCCGCUUCUCCGCUCCACGCUCCCGACAUCCCAUGGCUUCAUGCCUCUGCCCAAGCCAGGUAUGGCCACCACAUCGAGCCCGCUUCCUUCCUCGGGAAACAAACCUGCGUGGGUGCAGAACUUCGAAUUCGUGGGUACCAUUGACAAUGCGCCGUAUCUGUGUAUCCCAGCGGCCAUCAAAUGGCGUGAAUCCAUUGGCGGCGAGCAAGUUAUACGCGAUUAUUGCUGGACGUUGGCGAAGGAAGGCGCGAAGAGGGUGGCGGACAUGCUUGGCACCGAGGUACUUGAUAAUAGCACUGGGACAUUGACGCGAUGCUGCCUGAUCAAUGUCAAGUUGCCGCUUGAUGUGAAUAGGGCAGUGGAAAUGGGUGCUCAUGCUGGCAUUGAGAAGGAGAAAGUGGGCAUUGUCGUAAGGGAUUGGAUGAGCAAGGUGAUGAUUGAUGACUACAAUACGUUCAUACAGUCAUUGUUCUAUGGGGGCGCUUGGUGGGCCAGAUUCAGCGGGCAGGUGUAUCUGGAGAUGGCAGAUUUUGAAUGGGCGGGUGAGACGUUGAAGAAGCUUUGUAAGAGGGUAGAGAAAGGCGAGUGGACUGCUGUGGAGAGUAAGCUGUAAGGUAGAAGGGAAGUGGAAGAGUGGAUUUUGCAGUAUAUUCCAGAUUAUACAGAGGAACCCGUGUGCCUGGAAAUCCAAAGGAGUUUCUCAAUCAUAGGUUAGAUCCGUACCGCUAGAGGAAACAGUUAACUUGCAGCAGGCCAUGGCUCCGCC